AUGGCCUUCACGUUGAAGUACCGGAACAGCUUCAUCGAUGCAGAGGAUCGAAUGCCUGAGGGAGAUGAUCGGAUGCGACGUGCUAGCAGUUUGCCACCCAGAAUCUCAAAGAUGGUCGAGGUUGAGGAGAUCUUGGAAGACGAGGAGAGCUUGCAAUGUUACGUGCAGAAGCUCUCCGAGGAUCUCUCCAAGUCCUUAGAUCGCAGCCCGCUGGCCCGCUGCAACCGAGGAUCUUCCCCCCCGGAGCGCCGCUCUCAGUCAGAAGAGAUGGAGUUCGGCGUGAUGGGUCAGCGCCUCCCAGGGAGUGUGGGUCACCCAGAACUCUGCAGGCGGCCUUGCAUUUACUUCAUGGCAGGAAACUGCGAGAACGGUGACAGUUGCACUUAUUGCCACCAGCCACAUUAUGAGAAGACAGUGAAGCUCGAUAAGAAACAGCGAAGCUUCAUGCAGUCUUUAUCCCACAUCGAUUUCUUCAGCCUGAUCUUUCAUUUUUGCCGUGAAAAAGUCGAGUUCCUCAACAUCACCGAAGAGGCCGACGAAGUCUUGAAGAUUUUGCAAGAGGAGGCAGGCAAAACACAAUGGACCGAAACAAUCAGCGUUGAAUACUGUACCUUCUAA
This is a messenger RNA of Durusdinium trenchii, 618 nucleotides long. Lineage: Eukaryota; Dinophyceae; Suessiales; Symbiodiniaceae. The record is from the annotation of a GenBank genome assembly.